CUUCUGAUCUUGCAUCUGGGAGAUGAAAGAGACCGACAACAGCUGAACAUGUGGACCAUCGUAAUAAUAAUCCUUUCCUCUUCGACACUAACUCAGGUCAGAGCCUUUAUUUCAUCAUGUGAAAUCAUGAAAAUUAUGACAACAGAAGAAGAGCACUGCAGUUUGGUCCUCUCCAAGGAAGAAGUGAAUGCGACAGCUGGAAAAGAAUCGCUCGGGAGUUCGGACAGAUGCCUUGGAAUGUGGGAUAAUAUAACCUGCUGGCUGUCUUCUUCCAUUGGGCAAACAGUUAGCGCUCCUUGCCCCAAAGCCUUCCAAAUGGUAACUGGGAAAACAGGGUUUAUAUAUCGUAACUGCACCAAGGAUGGCUGGUCGGAAAAAUAUCCAAGACCCUACAUUGCUUGUGGUUUAAAUGUGGAAGAGAUUAAUGCCCCUAUAGUUGCGUGGCAGCGUAGGGUGUCUUACCUGAGGAAGUUGGAGAUUGUGUACACCAUCGGAACCAGCGCUUCUCUGGUGGCGCUGACAAUUGCCUUGGGCAUUCUGGGUUCUUUCAGAAGGCUUCGUUGUACGAGAAAUUUCAUCCACAUGCAGCUCUUUGCAUCGUUCAUUUUGCGAGCUUUGGCAAACUUCAUCAGAGAUCCUGUCCUGUCUGAAGACACUGACGAUACAGUCUACUGUGAGUUACACAUGGGCCGAUGUAAGAUUAUCAUGGUCUUCAUUAACUUCUGUAUCAUGGCUAACUACAGCUGGCUUCUUGUGGAAGGGCUUUACCUUCAUACCUUGCUGGUGAUGUCUUUCUUCUCCGAAAGAAAGUUCUUCUGGUGGUUUGUGGUUCUGGGAUGGGGCACUCCAACUUUCUUUGCAAUUGCAUGGGUCAUGGCCAGACUAUUACAUGAAAAUGUUGGAUGCUGGGAUACUCAUCUUACAUAUGCCCGGUGGCUCAUUCAAGGCCCUGUGGUAGUUUCUAUUGUUAUCAAUUUUGUUUUGUUUGUUAAUAUUGUGAGGAUUCUAAUGAGCAAACUUAGAUGGCCAGAUGGAAGGAACAAGGAUUCCAGUCAAUACAAGAGACUCACUAAAUCCACACUCAUCCUCAUCCCUCUCUUUGGAGUCCAUUACAUCAUAUUUGCUUUCUUCCCUUUUGAUACCACAAACGGCACCAUGGAGAUUCAGGCUCUGUUUGAAAAAGCCAUCGGAUCUUUCCAGGGCUUUGCUGUGGCUGUGCUUUACUGUUUUCUUAAUGGAGAGGUCCAGCAGGAGAUUCACAGAAAAUGGCGGCAGUGGCACUUAAGAAAACACAUUCAUUCGCAGAAGCAUCACAGCUGCACAUUUCCUAAUGAUGUCAGUGGAUUCACCCAGGUGCUGCAGCUGAUGAAGCCCAGCCCCCAGGAGGAAAGGGGACCUUCUGCCCCAAAUCUGAGUCAAUUGUGAUGGAUCUUGUGCAGGAAAGAACUAAUUGCUCACUUGGAGGGAACUGGAAAGCUCAAGAAUUGAGAUUAUGGAUCUGAAAGCUAAAUUUGCCCCUUAAUUAGCUCUGCACGGAGUCUGGCUUUGUCUGCGCCCAGAAUCUUUAUUAUCCCCUGGAGGAUUUUUUUU
Lacerta agilis (Sand lizard) is the source of this 1590-nucleotide messenger RNA. RefSeq names its product secretin receptor (gene SCTR). The transcript has 13 exons. The record is from RefSeq and is a predicted model, not a curated record. Gene Ontology annotation, cellular component: plasma membrane. Lineage: Eukaryota; Metazoa; Chordata; Lepidosauria; Squamata; Lacertidae. Gene Ontology annotation, molecular function: G protein-coupled peptide receptor activity; peptide hormone binding; secretin receptor activity. The coding region runs from base 49 to 1425 and encodes 458 amino acids. Gene Ontology annotation, biological process: cell surface receptor signaling pathway; brain development; adenylate cyclase-modulating G protein-coupled receptor signaling pathway.